AUGUCAUAUCAUCCCAGAAUCAUCUCAUCUCGUCCUAUCCACAUCAUCGCAAAUCAUCGCAUCGCAUCCAUCCUAGCCAUUCUAAACAUGAUAAACUCAGGGUCACAAAUCAACAGUAACAAACAAGGAAAGAAAGAAUACACAUCGCAUCUCGUCUCAUCCAUUUCCAUCAAAAAACUCAAUCUUCUGAUAUUCCAAGUCAACUCAUCUCAAAUGGUCAAGCCUAGCAGUCAUGCAAUAAAAGAAAACGAAGUUGUGGGCGUUAUGCAUUCCGGUUGA
This is a messenger RNA of Sclerotinia sclerotiorum 1980 UF-70, 279 nucleotides long. RefSeq lists its product with no specific name. NCBI's taxonomy places the organism in Eukaryota, Fungi, Ascomycota, Leotiomycetes, Helotiales, Sclerotiniaceae. Bases 1 to 279 code for a protein of 92 amino acids. The record is from RefSeq and is a predicted model, not a curated record. The transcript has 2 exons.